Molecule: messenger RNA, 600 nt
Organism: Aspergillus melleus
Lineage: Eukaryota; Fungi; Ascomycota; Eurotiomycetes; Eurotiales; Aspergillaceae
Exons: 2
Coding region: 1-600 (199 amino acids)
Source: RefSeq, a predicted model, not a curated record
AUGGAACCCGACUGGACCCCAGACGUCGUGGUGGCCGUGGAUUUUGGCAUGACCUGCACAGGCAUUGCCUAUUCCUAUGCCCCCAAAUGGCCCGCCCCUAAGCCCCUCCAGCACUGGCCGGGCCUGAUGGGCUCGGAACUGGCCAACAAACUCCCCAGCAGACUCCGAUAUGACCCCUCAACCGGUCAAGUGCAAAGUUGGGGCUUUCAGUGUGAGCGCGGUGGCGAUGUGAAAGAGGUUUUCAAGCUCAAUCUGGAUCCGCAUUUUGUGGAUUCGCGGCCCAAUCCCCCCAGCCGGAUGGAUGCGAUGAAGUGGUUCACGGACUAUAUCCACUGCAUUUACCGCUAUGUAGUCUCGCAUUUUACAAGCACUUUCCCCAGAUUUUCGUCGCGGAAUGUCGAGUUUAUCUUCAGCAUUCCUACCACGUGGAAAGAUCCGCGCAUGGUGGCAGAACUCAGGCAAUCUAUCCGACUCGAUUCGACUUGUCAUCGGGCGACUAUCGGGUUGACUGAGGCAGAGGCUGCGGCUGUAUAUGCCAGUGGUCAGUUCUACCAGGUAGGCGCACCCUUUUUCUUUUUUACUUGCGUGUGUCGACCAUAG